GGAGGUUUGUUAAACUAUAUCGGAAUUCUAUUAGUAGGUUAAUUAUUGGCCCACUCGAUAUUGAGAUAAGUCUAUGGCCUGAUGAUGCCUUCCUUAUCUACGGACUUACCUUCCAAGGAAUUUGACUCUGUUUCUGAAAUAUUCGAUCGUCGGAGAAUUUGAAGGCAGCUAAUACUGCAGAAGAACCGUUGAAGAAACCAACCUGCAAUCUGCAAAUCCGAAUGACUCGGGAUAUUGAAUAUGUUCUAGGGCUGAUAUCUGAGUGGAUUCAUUUAUUUGAUUUAUAACAAACGGAGCUAUAUAUUAAGUUGCCUGUACCGUAAUUUGAUACCAGCUUGCAAGAGAAAGAAUUACAAGGAAUAUAAGGAAUAGCCUAAAAUGUAUGGGUUUGUGAAUCACGCACUGGAGCUCCUAGUCUUAAGGAACUUCGGACAAGACAUCUGGGAGGAGAUCAAACGAGAGGCUGACCUUGACAUGGAAGGACAUUUUCUUGUCCGGUUGGUGUACGAUGACGCAGUCUCGUACAAUCUUGUUGGAGCAGCAGUGAAGGUUUUAAAUGUGCCAGCUAACACAAUCCUAGAAAUGUUUGGAAACAUGUUCUUCGACUUUUGCAUGGAAUCUGGCUAUGAUAAAAUAUUACAGGUUCUUGGGUCAACAACGCGUGAAUUCCUCCAAAACCUCGAUGCAUUACAUGAUCAUCUAGCAACUAUAUAUCCGGGAAUGGAUGCGCCAUCUUUUAGAUGUACUGAAAGAGAGGCUGAUGGAGCAACCAUCUUACAUUACUACUCAGAGCGACCUGGUCUAGAACAUAUCGUAAUAGGAAUUGUCAAAACUGUUGCAAGUAAAGUUCACAAUUCAGAAGUUGAUGUUGAAAUUAUAAAAACUAAAGACGAUGGUAUAGAUCACAUCCAGUUUGCAAUUACAGAACAAUGUGAGCAAAAGAGUGUGAAAUCAGAGUUAGACGUAUAUGAGAAUACUUUGUCUAAAGAACCCAAGAUCAGUGCACAAACAUUUUGCAAGUGCUUCCCGUUUCACAUCAUGUUUGACCGCAACAUGAGAAUAGAACAAGCAGGAACAUCGAUAACUCGGGUGAUACCUCAAAUAUUUCAAGAUGGCUGCACGGUUACGAGCCUCUUGACGAUGGUAAGGCCCCAUUUGGAGUUCACUUUCCAGAACAUUCUGGCACAUAUUAACACCAUCUACGUCAUGUGUAUCAAAGAGAACGUGAGAGCAAAUAUGGAUAUCAACGAUGUCCAAUAUAUAAACUUCGACCCUCAGGAACAAGAUGGAAUACGUCUAAAGGGACAAAUGGUGUACGUUCCAGAACAAGACCUUAUGCUUUUUCUCUGUUCUCCUAGUGUUCUGAAUUUAGAUGAUCUCAACAGAAGAGGUCUCUAUCUCAGUGAUAUCCCAAUUCACGACGCAACGCGAGAUCUCGUGCUACUCUCGGAGCAGUUUGAGGCAGAGUACAAACUAACUCAGAAGCUUGAGAUACUCACCGAUCAACUCAAACAAACCCACAUAGAGCUGGAAAAAGAACGAAUGAAAACAGAAAACUUGAUGUAUUCAAUCCUCCCGACAUCCGUUGCGAACGAGUUACGUCACCACAGACCAGUUGCGGCCAAGAAAUCGGAAAUGGUCACAAUUAUGUUCAGUGGAAUUGUUGGUUUUGGGGAGUUUUGUGCACGCAAUUCUGACUCAAAGGGUGCCAUGAAAAUUGUGAAGUUAUUAAAUGAUGUGUAUACCAAAUUCGAUGUUCUCAUUGAUCCGAAAACGAAUCCAAAUGUGUACAAGGUUGAGACGGUAGGUGACAAGUACAUGGCAGUGAGUGGUUUACCUGAGCCGUGCGACAGCCAUGCAAGAUGUAUUGGUAGACUGGCAUUGGACAUCAAGAAAGCUUCUGAAACAAUUACGGACCCUUAUGGGGACAAAGUUAUGGUUACCAUAGGUAUCCAUUCGGGUGAGGUAGUAACAGGGGUCAUAGGGAAGAGAAUGCCGCGGUAUUGUCUGUUUGGAAAUACUGUCAAUCUCACCAGCAGAACGGAGACAACGGGGAUCAAGGGCAAAAUAAAUGUGUCAGAAGAUGCAUACAGGUUCCUAAAGACAGAGUCUAAUAUCGACACAUCGUUUGUGUUCGAAAAACGGGGACUAGUAACAAUGAAAGGCAAGAAAGAACCAAUGCUCUGCUAUUUCUUGUCUCGAAGAUGAGCUAAGAAACGAAAACAUUGUCGAAAAUUCAGGCCCCUCUAUACGUUUGGGAACAUUCACCACGGUAUCUUUGUAUCCCUACCGGAUUGGACUACGUUUAUGCUUCUUUAUGUUUAGAAUGAGGUUUGCCUGACCUCUGUAGAGAAGUGUAUAUCAUUGUAGAUUAUACAGAAUAGUGGAAUAGAUAGAGGGCACUGGAUAUGCUGAAGUGAUAAUGAUACUCAGAGGCAGAUAUAGUCGGGAGGGAUAUAGAUUGAUCAGAGCUAAUGAGACGUAACAUACUGUCAUAGUUUCUCGUGUAUAGAUUCGUAUAGAUAUUAAAAUGUAAAAAUUAUGAAAGAUUUAUCAAGCCUGAUGACCAUUUUGUUGAAUUAAUAAAAAUGCAUGUUUUCCAAA
Molecule: messenger RNA, 2604 nt
Organism: Owenia fusiformis
Lineage: Eukaryota; Metazoa; Annelida; Polychaeta; Sabellida; Oweniidae
Source: the annotation of a GenBank genome assembly